Messenger RNA from Paramormyrops kingsleyae, 2179 nucleotides. The record is from RefSeq and is a predicted model, not a curated record. NCBI's taxonomy places the organism in Eukaryota, Metazoa, Chordata, Actinopteri, Osteoglossiformes, Mormyridae.
UAACAAAGGUCAUAUUGGAACAGAAGUGCUUUCCUUAAAAUGAACAAAAACUCGUACAACUGUUGUGCUCCCACUGCCAUAGUUUUUGAAAGAGAAAACACAUUUACUGCAAUAGCAUUUUGCUGUAUGAAAGAUGCAUUUUUUUGCAUUAAAAAUGGUUAGACCAUAUUUGCUGGAAGGUUUUGGUUUUUUUUGUUGAAAGAUUUUGUCUUUUUCUCUGAUAAAUACUAAAUGUGUGCUGCUCGGUCCAGCCUUUUCUAGUAAAAUCGUAUUGCAGCAGAACUAAGGCAUGUUGAAGCUGCCAUUACCUGACGAAGAUCUUUUGGAGUAAAUCCUUUCUUCACCUACUCUUCAUUUCAUAUUCAGUAAUCACUGCAUGUGGUUUGACUCAGUGUACAUGUUAGUGUAAUAGUUUAGAGGUACAGUAUAUUCUGUGCAUAUUCAUAUGUUGAACAAGAGAACUGAUUUUGACUGUUUGACUAAUUUACUUUUAGCCGACUAAAAUCAAUUUACUUUUUCUCAACUAAAAUAAUUUUUGCUCGACUAAAAUUAAAACUAACAAUAAUUAAAUUAGUAGCAAGUGACUAAAACUUAAAUGCAAUUUAGUCAGAAGACAGACUAAAUCAAAAUGUAUUGUCAAAAUUAACACUGCGGUGCACAUCUGUAAUGAUGAUAUACGUCAGUCAAAGCUUCAACCUAAGACUUAAGUGUCAAAUUACUCCUGUGAAAGGUUUGUUAUCUAUGAACCACGCUGACUUAAGACUUGGGAUAAAAAGAAUUGCCUACCUUUCAGGUUUUGUUUUCCUAGGGAUUUUUUAUCGUUUUGUCUGGUGCUCAUUGAUUUGGCUGAAAACUCGUUAAGCAGUAAUGUAUGUAUGUAUGUAUGUAUGUAUGUAUCUGCACCUGUCCGUCUGCUGCACUUGCAUAUGCUGUGUAUAAACGUCAUCACCGUAGUAAGGAUCUCACACAGGGUGAUGAACUAACCUUAAAUUCAUCCAUUUAAAUUCCACUCUAGAUCUGCAGCUGUCCUACAGAUUAUUAGAGUCCCCGUCAGCUUGGGAAACACGGGCCUUCAUUUUAAUCAUUCAUUAGCCAAAUCAUUCAAUUAAACCUAGUUUACUUGAAUGACGUGAUAGUAGCAAGAGAGGUAGGUUUAGGAAUAUUAAGCAACGGUUUAAUAUAUUAUGCGUUUAUUACACUUUUGUUAAUAAGCACACGUCCUUGGUGAAGGAGCGUGGCUGCGUCUUUAAGGAACAGUUAUCGCAAAUUACAGAGGGAGGGGUUAGGAUUUCUAAAGCAAAGCGUCCUCCUUCAAACGCAUCUUUAGGUCGUCCAAAGCAGAGAGCAGUCUAAAAUUACUUUAGGUAUGAAGUUCCUUGCAUUUGACUACAAAAGGUACUACACGUCCUUCCGGUUGUUCCUCGAUCUGUCGUCGGAGCAUCAGGCUAUGAGUCAAUUCAUUCGUGGGAGUCUUCCUGACAUCCUCGCACGCAUUGGGGAGGGCAAGACUGCAUUCAGUGUUUUGUCCGUUGGGACUGGUACAGGAGAGGUGGACCUGGAGAUACUUUCACAGCUGAGUAAGGUUUUACCAGAUGUGAAGGUGGGCUGUGACAUGGUAGAACCCAGUGAGCCGAAACUUAUGUUGAGAACUCCCAACUUAGAAAACGUAAACUUCACAUGGAAUCAGAUGACUGCCUCUGAGUUUGAGAAGCGCUGGAGACACAGACAGUCAGAGAAGAAAUUAGACUUCAUUCAUAUGAUUCAGAUGCUGUACUAUGUCACUGAUACUGCUGCUACUAUCUCGUUUUUCCGGAGUCUCCUGAAUGAAAAUGGAAAACUNNCAUUGCUGUCUGUUUCAGGAGAGAGUGGUUGGGGCAAGCUGUGGGACACUUAUGGGAAGGAGCUAUGUUGCACCGAAAUAACUCACUGGGUGACAGCAGCAGACAUCAAGCGCUACCUCACUGCUGAAGGAAUCAGCUUUGAAACCUUUGUGUUGCCUUCGACGAUGGACAUCACAGAAUGCUUCAUCCCUGGUGACAAGAAGGGGGAACUGCUACUGGACUUUCUCACUGAGUUGCAAGACUUCAGCCACAGUGCACCUCCAGAGCUGAAAGCCGGCGUGAUGAGCUUCCUGCGUAGCCCUGACUGCAGCAGUCAGGUGAACGGAAGGAUCAUAUUC